Molecule: messenger RNA, 7546 nt
Organism: Penaeus indicus
Lineage: Eukaryota; Metazoa; Arthropoda; Malacostraca; Decapoda; Penaeidae
Product: testis-specific gene 10 protein-like
Exons: 14
Coding region: 20-2731 (903 amino acids)
Source: RefSeq, a predicted model, not a curated record
UGCGGAAACCUCCCCUCCUAUGGAUGUCGACUCAGCAGCUGUUAGGAAUGAGAUGGCAAUCUACCAGCAAGAAAGAGAUUUCUUCAAGCAGCAGUAUGAAAAUUUAAAGGCUAGUCUGGCUCAGCCAAUCCCUCAGGGAGAUGGUACUAAAGAAAUAGAUGUCAGUAAUGUUAUACGAGAGCGAGACAUCCUACAACAGGAACGAGAUUUCUUUAAAAACCACUACAAUGAAAUCUCUCGUAGAAUGGCUCAGGCAGCCAUAACAACACCUUCUGUGCCUCAGUCCAUUAAACAAGAAAUAGAAUCAUUAAUGGCAGAGAAACGAGGGGUUGUGAUAGCCAAGGCGGACUUGGAGGCAAAGGUAAGAAAUCUUACUGAAAAGCUGAGAGAAGUUGAGCAGGAAAAGAAUGAAAUUGACAACCACACAAGGGAGCUUCAUGCAGCCAUUGAAAAACUCCAAGAUGCUGCCACCCAGAGGUAUCCCCCAUCCACACAAGCCUUCAUCUCAGAGAUAAGAAAGGCUCGAGAUGCAGCCUUGUCAGACCUUGAUAAGGUGAAGAAGGAGCGAGAACUCCUCAGGGAAAAAUUGAGGAGCGCCACCUCCAGCCAGAUGCGAGAGAAGGCCACCUUGGAGGAGGAGGCGUCCAACCUCCGGCACCAGACGGAGGAGGGGGGGAGGGUCGCAACGGAACUGCAUCAGCGCCUGCAGUCCCAGGGCUCGCUCAUUGCAUCGCUGCAGGAUCAAGUGCAGGCCCUACAGGAUGCCCUCCAGCAGGCUAAUAAUGAACUAGGUCUGCAGGGCAAGCAGUCUGAUGAUAUGAAAAAACUCUUGGAAAGGAAGGUAGGGGAGAUCGGCGACACAGAGCACCAGCUGGAGUUCCGCCUGAGCCAGCUGUCGGCAGCGGAGAACCGAGUGUCGGACUUGGAGACUGAGCUGGACAGGGUGACGAAGGAGCUGGCGGUGGCGAGGGCAGACGGGGCAGCCCUGCGGGGGAAUGUCAGCCGUUUGGACCACGACAAAGAUCUCCUGACUACAGAGUUAGACACAAAGACCGAGCAAGUUCUACACCUGCGGGAGGAACUACGGAAGAAGGAGGCCACGAUAGCUCAGAUGGAGGGGAAUAUCACGAAGCUGGAGGGCAAGCUUGACGCGGCCAUGUCAGCUGUGGCGGCGGAGGAGCGGAAGUUCGAGAGCGAGGAGCGGCGGUGCGGGCGGCUGGAGCAGGACCUCGCCACGGUCACGCUGCAGAGGGACGGCGCCAACCAGGAGAUCAUUCGCUUGCAGAAGGAGAUCGCAGGCCUCACCCAGAGCUACAAGAGCCUGCGGGAGGAGCUCGAGAAGUGCCAAAUAUCGAAGGAUAACUUUAAGAAGAAGGCGCAGGAAUAUUGCAGGACGCUGGAAGAGCUGACGCAUAUCCUGUCCUCGAAGGACUCAGAACAGUCCAGCCUCAAGAAGCAGUACCUCAACCUCAACGAAGCGGUCUCGUCCCUCAAGUCCCUGAACCAGUCCCUCGAGGAGAGCAUCAACUCGCGCGAGAAGGAGAUGACGAAGAUGGAGGCGAUGAUGGCCAAGUUCAAGGAGGAGAGGGAGGAUAUAAUUAGUCAGAUGAUGGAGGCAAGCCAGAAGUGCGACCAACUCGAAGAAGCCUGUAAGAAACUUGAAGAGGAAAAAUACAACAUCGAGAAGGACCUCAUCAACACGCGGGACCUGGCGCAGAAACUGGACAUGAAGCGAGGCCAGGCUGAUGGGGAGGUGGCUAGACUCUCCACUAGUCUGGAGAAGGUGAUGUCACAGAAGCGUUCCUUGGAGCAGAGACUAGAGGCCAUUAGCAGCCAGUUGAACAGUGAACGGACCACAGUGAGGUCGAUGGAAGAAGUCCUUAAUGAUAAGCGCAGAUCCGAGUGGUCUCUUGAGGCCAAUAACAAGCAACUGGAGGUGGAAAAAGGCCAGCUACAGAGAAGGAUAUCAGAACUGCAAGCUCAACUGGAGGAUGAAAUGUCAGAGGGGAAGAGAUUUAGAAUGAGAACCACGCAGCUGGAAAGUGACCUGGAGAGACUUAGACGGGACCUGACGGAUGAAAGGUUUGAGAGAGAAAAGGCUUCACAGGAACUGCGACGGGUACAGAGAUUCCAAAACAUUAACCGUGCAUUAGAUGCCCUUGGAACAACACCUUCCCCCCCUGGGACUAAAGAGGGCUCACGACCCCCAGUCAAGGUGUUGCCUCCUGACCCCCACCCUACUCCAGUCUCCUCAUCAUUACCCAGUAGAGCCGACUCCCCACCGGCAGCAGAAUCACAAGGGGCGGCCCACUUAGAGCGGCGCCGUAGUUUUAGUAAAGCACAUGCAUCUCACCUCCACAGUUCCUCCUCAGACACAGGACUUGAGAGGAGCCAGGCUGUCUCCAGCAGCUCCGACUCCCACAAGGAGCCCUGGAGACUGGCAUUCGGGAGCACCUCCCAGCUGUCCCGGCGAGCAACUAGCCAGGAGUCCAUCCACCCAUCUCCCAUCACGUACAGACGGGCAACGGAGGACAGCCCCCUCACUAGAGUAGGAUCUACAGGGAGGCUAGCGACCUCCUCAAUCUCCUCACAAGCAGGAGCAACCCUCACAAGCUCACGUGACAGAGAUCUGGAUAGUAGAGAAAGCAUUCCGAGUGUGAGACCCAAAGACCCCAGCACAAGGUUGAGCAAGCAGGCCACUAGUGGUGGAGAGUCAGAUAGCUGGGGCUGAUGGGAAAAGUAAUAUGUGCUUCUUGGUAGUUUUUUAAAAUUUUGUUUUAUUUGUAUGUUUCUUUUUUAAUCAUCACCUGCAUACCUUAUUUUGUAGUAUAAGGUGGAGCUUUUGCACAAGUAUGAUUAGUUGAGAGCCAAAUUUGUAAAGAUAAACCAAGUGGGAUUAUACUCCUAUAUUUGUAGCAGUUGUCAACACCAGUAGCUUUAUAGAAGAGCUGACUUCCAUUAUAACUUAAGUAUAUUACCUGAUUUUAUUUAUUUUUUUAAUAUUUCAGGUUAAGAACAGAACUGUGAUAAGAUAAAUUUUAUUUGUAAAUCCAAUUUCUGAUGUCAGAUUUAUUCACCCUCACAAGAAACUCCCACUUAAAUUCUGCCUUAAGUUUUGUAAGGCCAUAAUUUUAUAGGGUAUUAUUUAAAAAAUUGAAAAAGAUAAAAUAAGCAAAGCAUAUGAAUAGCAGGCAAAAGAAAGUAACAGAAAAGACAAGUUAAAUACAAACAUCUUUCACAUUUAUUGUUGUUAGUUUUUCUGUGCUUUUCCAAAUCUCGUCUGCUUAGUUUACAACCCUCUAGAUACCUUGAAAUAUCUUGCAACACCAGUAAUCUCAAGUUUAACCCCAUUAGACCUUUUGUGUCUUAGGAACCUAAACCUCCUUUCAAAACCUUUCUGUUAUUGUAUUUUUGACAAAACUAUAAAAUAUUGAAGGGGCAAUCUCUAGGUAUGUAUUAUGGACAAUGGAAAGGAUUAAUAAAAAUUCAAGGUCUUCAGAAAUGCUCUCUAUCAUUAGCUUGCAUGGGUGUUUUAUUAUCUCAUUUUACAGAAUAGUAGUAAAAUAUAUAGGGAAAUGAGUCCUGUACUUGAUGUUUAUUCCCACUGUUGGAAAGGAAUCUCAUUUGGGCAUUCUCAUGAGUUGAGAUUAAAUCUUUUCAGUUUUCCUUUUCAAGUUGUCAUUGAUGUUUUCACUAAUUAAAUAUAAUGGUAUGAAAACAGCAUGCAAAUAAAGGUUUGUAUGGCAUUAAUUAGAUGUGUGUUGUACCUAUAAGAUUUUGGUGAUUUCAGGUUAUGCUAUCUUGUACUCUGCAAACAGCAAAACACACUUAAAGAUUAAGGAAGUACACUAAGUUAGACAUACAUUAUAAACAUGUUUUAACAGCCAAUUUCUCGUUUCUUUCUAGGUGCGCACAUUUCUCAUUUAAGGUAAUGGCAACUGUUAAGGUGCAGGGAAAUGUUGGCACCCCAAUCAUCUUCAGAUUAGGAAUAGCAUCACUCAACUAUUGUAAUGUUAAAUAUUUGUUUGUAUAUGGAGAGCUUUAUAUUCCAUAAUAAUACGGAAAGAUAUUUGUAAGGAAAGAGAAAUGUUUUGUUAGGAUAUAUAGGUGAAUGAUAUUGGGUAUUUAAACAGGGUAAUCUAUGGGAGUCGAAGUCAGACUUUGCAGCAUAAGACAUUUUAGAUAGGACUGGUGUCCUUGCUACCAGAUAUUUUUUCCUUUUUUUUUUAACACAAGUGACCAAUACACUCAUGUUAUUAUCAGAUAGGAAGAUGUGUUGAUUACCAGGCAAAGUAUGGUUAAAUGGAUAUAUUUUUGACAAGGUAAAAAAUGACAGAAGAGAAACCAUUUCAGAGCAUAUGUAUUCUAUAUUUUCACUGUAAACCUUCCUCUGUUAUGUGGAUGAAGACUUACUGGCAAAAUGUCUAAUAUAUUUUCUCUGUAAGAAUGUUCUCAUUUUAUCUGGAUUGUGAGAAUGAGGUUUAAACGAGUACUGAAUAUCACAAGGGAAAGACAAAUGGAAAGUAUUCAGUAAGUUUUGGAAUUAGUUUAGCAUUAGAUUUUGCAGAAAAGAAAAGCUUCAAUAGUGAGAUGUUAGAAGGAACACAUUCAGAGAAAUAUAUUAAAAAGAAAUUGUUGUAGAUUCCAAUUAUAUUUUUCACAGAAAGAUUUUGCUUUUACGUUCUUAUGCUAUUUUCUUUCUUUCAAACUUUCUUCAUUUUGUUGGUUGCUCGUUUGACUUCAAGAAAUUAGUUGUGUAUUGGAGAAUCACCAAUAAUCCUUUCUAUGAAGAGUUUUAUGGGCUGUGAGAUGCUAGAGUCACUGAUGCUGUUUAGCACUUGACUGUAUGGAUUAACCUGCUUCUUAGUAUAUGUAUAUAAGAAAACAUCCUUUAAAUUGCUAAUUACCAGGUUGAUAUACACUUCUGUAAUCACAGUCUUCUGUGUCAGUCUAUCUUGGUUAUAGAGGAAUAUAAUCAAAUCAUAGUCUGAAGGUCACAGUUGUUCCAUGCUUGUUACUUUUGUCAUAGUUAGGAGUUUACUUUGAAACUUUAUUUUCCUUGUAUGGUACAACUUGCCAUGGAUUAAUUAUAUUAAAACAGUAUGAGGAGCAAUGGUUGAUCGCCUGGGUUGUAAAUACGUUCAUAUAUUCUUGUUUUCAAAAUUCAGAUCAGGAAGUGGUCCUUGUUGAAUUUCACUUACCAUGCUGUAUGUAUUAUUUUAUUUCAUUAUAAUUUUUUUUUUUUCUUUCCCCAAAUGAUUUGAGCAUUUCCAACCACAGUGAGUAUAAAAUAGCUACAUUUAUGUGCAGUCAUCCAUAAACACACACACACAUAUAUGUAUAAAAUGUAUAUGGGGACAAAAAACAGUAGAUACUGAUUAAAUAUUGGCUUUCAAGAAUGUACUAUCCCAUCCUCAGACAUCCUAAUGGCUUUCCUUAAGGUGGUAUCUCUCUCAUUUCUUUCAGUUCAGUUUAUGCUCUUUAACAUUAACUUAUGCGAAGCUCUUUUAGCUUCAUGUAAAAAAAAAAAAAAAAAAAAAACUGAAUAACAGUCCUUCAACCCAAUCAUCAUGGAUGGCAAGAAUACAUGUCAUACCCACUGUAAUAUAAGUUUAUUUAUUGUAUUUACACAUAGAUGGCUCUACAAGUGCUUAAUCACCAAGGAAUUAGGGUCUUUUGUAUUAUUUCAUUGUCCUAAAUGUUACUACGCCUUUAAUAACAAAUAAGCAUAACACCAAUAACAAUAAUAACAGUAUUGAUAUCAAUUGUAAAAAAAAGAAAAACACAUUUUCCCACUGAUUCAAGGAAUGGGGAAAUCAGGAUUGGUCACUAGGGCCUACUGAUAGACUCCUUGCUAGUUGAGCACAUGUGGAGCCAUCUGUAUGUAACAAAAUUCACAAGAAACUACAGGGAACAGAACAAUACGUGGUGGGUUAAGAUGGUAUUUUCUAAAAUCAUACUAAUACAUGCUUUAUAUAACAAAAUGAAUGCUGAUUGUCACUGUCAUGGGAUGUAUAGUCAUUGGGUACAUUUAUUAUUGCGAACUAUCUGUAUAAUAUAUCAAAAGUUACAGAAGAUAUAUAUAAAAAGGCAAUAAGUCUGUCUAAAUGAUUUAUAAUAAUAUAUAUAUAAUGGUCAUUUUUUACAUACAGAUUUAAUCACAAGGGCCAUGCCUUGAUUAAGAAAAAAGAAAAAGAAAAAAAAUCAACUAUCAUGUGAUCAGGAUGGGUUGUUGGUUUUAGGUCCUGUUAUAUAAAUAUUCCCCUCCAUGAAACAAACAUUUUUAUUCGUACAUCAUUGUUUGCAGCACAGUAGUAUAUUACUGACAGUUUAAUUCAAUUAUUUAUGUGUUUUAUUUCAGUCAUGAGUCAUAGAUUACAAAAGACAUUAGGUUGUAAUAAUGUGAUAAAGAAAUGAAAAAAAAGAGACAAAGGCAGUUUUAUUGGUUUAAGCAUUUUUUUGUUCAGAUGUAAUUUUGGGUUGCCAUAUAUACAUGUUUGCUUGCUAGCAGAAGUCAGCAAAUAUAAUGGUCACUUGCUAACAGUACUGAAUGUUAAAAAUAACAGACAUAUUUAUUUACAGAGUGAGGACUAAGGACAACAUAAUAGUUUCAAAACUUAGUCUUUUGUGAAUUUAGGCUCUUGCAUCGAUUUUCAGUAUUGAAAUGUUUAUUGCUACUUCUUACAUUUAUUACAACAAAAGUGCACUACCAUCAUUGCAACCACAAUUUAAUUACUUGAUAGUGGACAUUAGUUAUUUACUUUUUUCAAAGUUAUAUUACCCUUGUGUUUCUUGCAAUUACAGUGAUCUCUAUUUGCUGGCUUUAUUUUAUUUAAAUAAAGUAUAGAAAUAGUCCAUGGGUCCUUAGAUAUAUGAAUCAGUCGGUUAACUUUGAUGAAAUUCUAAAAGAAAGAUAGCAAUUUCAAGUAAUUGUAGUAAUUUUGUUAGUUUUAUGCAUUAUUUGUCUUUAAUUUUUCAGCAUAUGUAAUGUGCCACCUAUAAGCAUCAUUUAGUGUGUCUUAUCCACAGUUUAAAAAAUUCACAUCAUCUAAAACAUUUUGCUUCAAUCAAAUCUUUAGAUUUUCUUUUAAAUCAUCUGAAAGUAUUAAAAUAACAUAGUGUUUCUGUGGGAUUUAACUUUUGAAGACAGCUAUUCAUGACAAAUCAUGAGAACAAUGUACUAAUUUUUAUUAUAUAUUCAGUAUUUUGUAACUUUAUCGUCCAUGACAGUAGUGAGAAUACACAUUUUGCAAUGACUUGGGAGAAACCUAUUAUAAAAUGCCACCUUGUGAUUCAUUACAGGACAUUCACAUGAUCAAGCAAAAAGUUGUAUUCAGAACCUUAACAAUGAACACCAUCUAUCUUGGAGAGAAAUGAGCAUACAAAGAAGUCUGAAGGGGUGAAGCUCAUAUGACUAUAUAUAUUACUGGUAUUUUGUGCCCAAGUUAUCAUAUGGACAGCUAAUUUUGGAUUUCAUAAAGGUGCAGAAGUAAAGUUUUUCUUGUAUCUAUUUUUAUAAGCAAUAUAACUAUCUAUUGUGUUUUUA